GGGAGCUCCCACCCGGGUCUCGCACGCCUGUCGAGUCGGGGAGGUGCCACUGCCGCCCGUGGUUGUUGUUGGUGCGCCGAGAAACUCCUCCCGGAGGACAUCAUCGGUCAGGCGUGCUCCGAGCGGUAGCUCAGGUGGGCUUUUUGGCUCCAGCUGAUCCAGCAGCUCCAGCUGAUCCAGCUCCAGCAGCUGCUGCUGCCUGGGCUCUGUGUCCGCGUGUGCUGGGGUGUGUGUGGUGGGGCCGGCUUCAGGUGUGUCAUCGUUGAGCAGCAAGGAUGUCAGACGAGAGCAGUAUGGAGAGCGAGAAGAACAGCAUGGAGGAGGUGCAGAACGUGAACAACAACAACAUCGUCGACAAGACGAAGGAGGACGACGCUCAAGACGAGAACGACAGCACCAAAGGUUACGGCCUCAAUGUACGAAGAAUCAAAAACAUGUUCUCUGUGGACUCGGACCCACCAGAGCCAAAGAGACCUGUGCUGGCACCACGGCCGUGGUCUGCUUUCAUGUCGAGGUCGAGCGUCGUGAUGGAGGCUGCGAGUCCCAACGGGAGGCACCGCAGCACUGGCGGUGAGGCCGUUUCGCCGUGUCACUCUGAAAAGAAAUUCUGCGGUACAAAAAAGAUUUUUGAAAGCGGCACAACCACAACACCCGCGGCCCUGCCUUCGCCUGUUCCGAGGGAAAGAAUGACUCCCUUGCCCCUUUCGACAUCUUAUCCUGAGGGGAAAGACACGUUGGAUUGCUCCCCUGUGAGCAGUAGCUGGCGAUCGUCGCCCGGUGCUCAGUCCGUGUCUCCCAAGACAGAGUUUGCGAUGCCCACCGCACAAAUUCGAAAGUCAAGUGGAACUGAAAGUCUAGGUGAUGACCCUGCACGCGAGCGCAGGAAAAGUGACAAGCCCGCGCCCAUAUUUGGGCACCAGGUGAAUGCUGGACCGAUGUCCAAAAGAUUGGAAAGAUUUCUUCAAGAUGAUGAUGAUGAUGAUGACGAUGAAGCUGAGGACGUGUUUCACGCUGAAGAAAAGGAAAAGGUAAUUAAACCGGAGCUUCGUCACACCAGGGACAAAGGACCUGUGGAGAGUAACAUUUCUCCGGUCCUUCAGCCUCAAAGCUCAUCUUCCCCACCGAUCGCACAAAAACCAGAGAUUCUGCCACGGGUUGCAGCUACUUCCACAUUCGCGUCACGUCCAGCAAAGGUCUUAACUUCACCGUCCGCUGCUUCAACGUCGCCAGUUUCUGGCUCUGAGUCACCAGUUGUCGACAAGCCUUCGCCAACUGUGAUGAAGCUAUCGCCAACCGUGGUGAAGACAUCGCCAACAGUGGUGAAGACAUCACCAACUGCAGGUUUGCCAGCAGUAGCUUCGUUCAAGACAUCACCAACGUCUAUUUUGACAUCGUCGACUUCUGUCCUGGCGUCGCCAACGGAAGACGAGCCAAGAUUUGGACAACCACCUAUAAGUCCAUCUUCACGGGAGUCGUUCAAGAGAGCGAGGCAGUUCAGUUUAGAGUGCCCGAGGCCUUUCAGAUCACAGCACGACAGCCAGGGCGUCCGCUGGAGUCGGAUAGAGGUGCCGCUUUCUCCAACGGCCAUGGACACCAGCGGUGACUUUGCAUCAGGAUUUCCAGCAACCGAUCUAACCACAGCAGUUUCAUUUGCCCAGAAGACGUCAGACACAACAAAGGUGAUCUCGCCUAAAAGUAAGGGAUUCGAAACAGACCUGGCUUUUCCGAAAAGAAAGAUAUCCGAAGCAAAAACUUGUGCUGCGUCUGAGACAAAGAUCGUGAAGACAGAAAUGGAUUUGCCUGAAUGCAAGUUACCUGCGGCAGACACGACCUGGGCUCAAACAAAGACAUUGGAAACUGAGAUGACGUUAUCUGAAAAAGAGAUGUCUAAGAAAGAGGAGGCUCUGCCAGAAAGUAAGGUGUCAGAAACAGAUGGCCGUCAUUUUAAGAGCAAGGUAUCAGAAGCAGAGGCAUCGGUCAUUAAAAAGCACCCCGAUGUGGAAACUUACUCUGUCACUGGGGUGGACGCUAAGGUGGAUCAUGUUCGCAAAACGUCUCCUGGUGUCUCGUGUGCAGUAUUUGAACAACAGCAUUUUAUUAGCACAGAUGCCACGGCAGAGGCAGGUCUUAAACAAGAGGCCAUGAAAGACAAUGACCUAAAGAGUGCACAUAUCCUGGACAAAGUCCAGGCUAGAUCCACAUACUUUGAAAUCACAGCUGACAAACCGGUGAAAAAAGAUGACAAGCAAAAGCCCUUUAAAAGCAACAUCAUGCUUUCUGAAGAAGUAGAUACUGCUGCAAAAAUCAUUCUAGAUGAGAAAAUGCAUGCACAGAAAGAACUCCUCGAUGAAGAAGAUGGAGAUUUUACUUCGAUUGUAGAUGCCCACGCCCAGCUUUCAAACGUGUCCGAUACUCCUGCAACAAUGGUCAUUGAAAGUAAAAUGCAUGCGCAGAGGGAGGUUAUUGACGACUCUGAUGAUGAUGAUGAUGACGAGGAAGAUUUUACGAUGGCUGUAGAGACGCAGAUUGAGGUCAGCCGAGUAGAGACGGCAGCCCACGCGGUAGAUUUGAAGAAACCUAGCCGGGUUUGCUUGCAGAAGAAGACCAAGGCCUUCGUCGAUGGAGACACCGAGUUGGGGCUUGGGGUCGAAGGUCAUCGAGCAGCACAAGAACUCCGGGGAAAUCUGGAGCCUCAGCUGUUGGUCGCCGCCGCACCGACCCACUCUGCGAAGAGCUCAAUCAGGGUGCAGGAGAUCCCCCCGGCGGCUGAAGAGGGGCGUCGAGAUGCGGUUCUUCCAGUCGUUGCGCAGACUCGCAAGCCGGCGGUGGUCGCAGCAGAUCUGGAAUCGUUUCCAGUGGAGCUGGAUAAAGGCCCCAAAGGUCUUGGAAUCGGCAUCCUGGGGAGAGGCCCCAACCCCGAAGAGCAGAAUAUCCACGUGGCGGCUCUGCUGGACGGAGGAGCUGCCAAGGUGGACGGCAGGAUUGACGUCGGUGACCAGGUGCUGGAGGUGGAUGGCGUGAGCCUGGUGGGCAUCUCGGAGGAGUUUGCAGGCACCUUGCUCAAGAACACCAUCGGCCGUGUCAAAUUGCUCAUUGGCAGGCAAAAGUCUUCUGCAACCAAGCCCAAAAGUCCAUUGGCUCGGGAGGCUCUGCACGAGGAGCCAGAAAAAAAGAAGGAAGCUGAGCAGAAAGCGACAACAAAGGUUUUGGAACAGCAGGCCGUCCCAGAGCAGUUAGCAGAACCAAGAAUCAGGUUUCCAGGGAUUAUAAAUGUGGAGCACGAUCAAAUAAAAGCAGACCUCUCUAAUCUGCGCCAGCCGCCAAGCGUGCAGGAGGUGCCAAGUGCAGAGCUGGGCUGGCACAGGUUGGAGGAGUCGGAGAUUAGCGUAAAGCAGUUGCCAGGUGUGUUCCAGCCACAGGUGGUAGACCACAGGGAAAUCGUAGAACCAGGCACAGCUGAGCAGGUGGCCCCAGAGGAGCACACAGCAAAUGAACAGAUUGCCAGCAACGCUGCAAGCGAUUUCCACGACACGCGUCAACCCCACCUUGCGGUUUGUCCAGUGGCCACGUUUGACUAUGAGCAGCCCAGCACCGUGGUCACGGAGGAGGCCACGGAGAAGAGCAGCACGGUGAGCUGCACGUCGCAGAUUCCGCUUAGUUUCAGCGAGUCCAGCUUUGGGACGAGUGUCCUAAAAAGCGAACGAGCGGCGCUUGUUCCCCAGCCGAUUCCUUGCGACGAUUUCCCAUCUCUUCUCGGAGGCUUGAAGCAUGCAGCUCGGCAGGAACCAGAGCACGAGGCAGUUGAGCAAGACGUGCGAGGCCGAGAUGAAGACUCAAAUCUGGAACACCAGACAAAAUACGUGCAGGCCUGGGGCUUACAUUCGGUGGGAGACGAAGAGGAGGACGAUGACAGUGCCGCAGAGCCGGAAGAGCCGACCGUCCCGCAGCGAGGCGCGCCGGAGAGCCGCGGCGAGCAGCAAGGCUGGGACACGGUGCUCGAGGAGAGAGGGGACGACGGCCAAUCAAGCGAGCCUGAGGGUGACAACACCGCCACCAAGUUGCACUUCACAAAGGUCUCUGUGGUGGAGUCAUCGUCGUCACUUGAGCUGCACGGGGAGACUUGGGGCCCCGGCGAGGGGGAGUUGAAAUGGGGGAGCGGAAGGAGCUUGGGCAGCGAGGAGGACGAGAGCGGCGAGGAGCGAGCCCUGAUGGAGCUCGCCGAGGACCGCGAUGGCGUGAAGGAGCGGCUCAGCGAGCGACUGGAAAAAGGACUUGUGUCGCGUUCUCCACCACCAGCUGGCUCUCAUGACCACAGAGAGAAGGCGCUGCCUGCGGAGCGUGUGGACAGUACAGGAAGCCCUGGCGCGCCUGCCGAGCACGCUGCCCAGUCCACCCCUCUCCUGCGUGACGUCGCACUUGGCACGGUGCAGCAUGGUCUGCUGCCGCGGACGUCGGAUGAGGGCCCGUUGGAUGAGGGCCCGUCGGAUGAAGGCCCGUCGGAUGAGGGCCCCUCGUUUUCAGCCGACCCCGAGUCCGUCACCGACGCACGCGACGUCCUCUCCAAGACGCUGCUGCACAAAGGCCUGGCGGGGGACCAGGCCCCCGAGCCGUCUCCCUGCAGCUCCGACGAGGAGCCCGAGCCCGUGGUCCUCAAACCGCCGGCCGAGGACGACGAGAGCAAGUCCGCCGGCGAGCCCGAGGCCGAGGCCGGCGACGGAGAUGGGAAGAAGGCCGAGGAGCCCCAGGUCUCGUUUCUCACCGCCGGACCCGCCGCCCUUGCCGCCGAUGAGGAAGAGGAGAAGUUGGACACCAAAGCGGACGCCAAGGCAGAUACCAAGGCGGAUGCCAAAGCAGACGCAAAGGAGGACGCCAAAGCGGACGCCGAGGCGGACGCCCAGGCGGACGCCGAGGUGCCCGCGGAGGAGGAAGACACCCGGGAGACGAUAGACGGUGAGAAACGGGAGAAGCCGUGUGGGCCCGCCGAGGAGGGAGAGGAGGAGCCCACGGGGCCCCUUGCUGAGCCUGACGACGACGACGACGACGAGGAGAAGGUGAAGGAGGACAAGAGCGCGGCGGACGAGGCAGAGGAGGACGACGCAGAGAACGAAGCUGAAAGAGGAGGAGCCGGCGAGGUGGAUGUCCCGGAGACGCCUGACACCGGGACAGAAGAGCUGGAGGGUGGGCUCGACUUCUCAGCCGUGGUGCCGCUCACAGAGAGGCUCGACACCAGCGCUCACAAAGCCCGCGCGCAGCUCAUCGUCAAAGCCAAGCGGCAGAGACCCUCACGCGGGAAACUCCGCAAGACUGACAGCGAGGUGGCGGAGGAAGAGCUGGAGUCCACGCCGUCCUCCCCGGCCACGCAGACCGUGGUGCCGGGAGCGGCCGAGACGUCGUCGCCCAGCCAGCCCACGGAGACGCCCAUCGAGGCAGCCAAGUCCACCUCCCUGGCCUCGCCCGUCAGCCCAGCGUCGGAUGCUCGUACUGGAGACGAGGACAAGGAUGCUGGCUUCUCCAGCCCAGGAGAAGGACCCGAGGACACGCCCACCAGCAAAUCCCGGCUCAAGUUCCUCGACAUAGGGGCCUCGCUGCGGCGAUCGGGUCGAGGGAGGAAGUCUGAGAAAGACCAGCGAGCAUCGACGCUGCCCAGAGAUGGAGGGGACGCGGAUGGCGGUGUGGCUGUGGGGCCAGACAUGGCCUCCUCGUCCUGCAUGCCCUUCCUCUUCACUCGCAAGGGCUCCUUCUCUUCCACCAGCUCCGCUGAGCCGGGCUCCGUGAACGCCAGCCCUGAGAAGCGCCGUGCCAGGGCCACUCUCUCCUGGCCCUCUGUUUUCAGCCGAACCUCGCUGGAGACGGCAUUCAGUGGGGAAUUCAGCCCCAGCAGCACGAGUUCGCUGGAAAUGCCCGGUCUGGUGGCAGAGUCCAGAGUCAGGGGCCGCUCACACACACUAACCCUUUCCUCUGAGGAGGGCUCCGAGGAAGCGCUGCAGUCGCCCGCGAAGCAGCAGCAGUGGGCGAACCGCACCGUGCCGGAGUGGACGCCUGAGCAGGUGUCCCAGUGGCUCGCGCAGCUCGGCAUGGAGCAGCACGUGGAGGCCUUCACGACACAGGGCGUCGACGGCAAGCAGCUGCUGCAGCUCGACAGCACCAAGCUCAAGGCCCUGGGCGUGACGAACCUUGCGGAGCGCUCCAGCAUCAAGAAGAGGCUGAAGGAAUUGAGGACGGCGAUGGAGAAGGAGCGCAAGGCGCAGGAGAAGAUGGAGCGGCAGCGGGAGAAGCUUCGCAAGAAGGAGGAGGAGCAGCUGAGGAAAUCUCAGAGAGCCAGCAAAGUGGGCGAGGAGUCGCCUGCCACUCAGUAACACUGCGUCAGUGCGGGGGGUGGGGGGAGUGGGAGGGGGGGAGGGCAAGUGCUGGAGCGCUGCUUCGGCCAGGCUGAGCAGCCGCGCCAUUGUGAUCGUGUUUGCCCGGGAAUCGACUAGACUCACCGGGCACUAAAAGAACACACACCCCGGGCUCAGUUGAGAAGCAGUUGCGUGCGCAAAACAACAACAACAACAACACUACUGCGAGUGUGGGAGAGUCCUUUGCAUUGACACUCGUGUAAAGAAAAAUAUAAUAUUCGUAGUACAGUUAUACAAAAAUAAACCUCAGAACAACUUUAGGAGGCUCAAUUGAAUUCUACUCAGCUGUGACUCACCCAUUGUAGAGUGCUCCGGGCACUGUGACGCACAGCCGUUGCUAAAGAGUAGUUACCGUCCAUUGUGCAGUGGAGGAGCCCGAACGAACAUCAGCUUUACUGCAGUGAUCAGCAGGUAGUCAUUUUCCUUGCACCCAGACCAACCUUCGCAUCUUCUUCAGCAGCCAGUCCGUGAUCCACUACCAAAGUCGAUGCCGUUGAAAGCGGGGGCAGGGGGGUAUUAAAAAUCUGAAAUGCCGCGUACUGCUGGAGGCUUGAGAAUGCAUCGUAGAGUUAGUGGUGAACGCCAAGGCAUCUGGCGGUGGCAGGCAGUGAGGUGGCACGGCACAAAGGGUGCACUGACCUGCACUGCCCCGUGUUGCUACCGUGAUGCACGGAGUGUUUGUAUACUGUUUUUUUAACUUAAAGCAUAUUUAGGUUAUGGUGAUAUUUCAAAUGGGGUAUUUCUCACAACAUUGUAAAUAUUUCUACUAAACACUAUAUGCAGUGUUUGCAUGUUUUACGUAUUCAUUAUGGCAGGUUCUCUUUAAUUCUAUAUUUUUCAUUUUUUUUGUUUAACAUCUUUACUUUUUGGUGGGUUUCUUUCAGAGGUGCGACGCUCUUUACGAGGCUUAGACGCGAACAUGAAUCUUGAAAAAAAAUCGUGUCGGUUCAGAUUUAACGCAAUUACUUUACGUAAAGCCAGAACAUUGUACAGACUCCCGGAAGAAGAUGGGGGUGGGAGGGGGGAGUGCUGCGUUCCAACUCUGCAUGCCGGACAGCACCGGUGGCACAAUCGACAGCGCUGGGGUCCUGACUCCCGAGCGCAGUUGCAGCGAGGACUCGUGCAUUUUUGCCCAAGUUUCUCAUGGAUUGGCACCCGGUUACACUUCGAUUUAUCACAUACAUGGUGGUGGUGGGGUGGGGGGAGUGGCGUUUUAACGAGUGUGAGACAGUAUCUUGGUGACUCGGCGAUCCUCAAACUCUGGCACCUCGUGCUACAGAAUGAUCUGACGUUGCCCAUUCCUGCCGUUUUUUUUGCCGCUCGGGGGCAAUUUGCCCUCUUGCUCAACAUUGCACACUAGAAAUUAUGGAUGCACGCGGAUGCUUAAAUUCUGAGGCCUUUGCCGUCACGGUGGCCUCACGCUCUUGUGAAAACCCUCUCCUUGUGUGGUCAUGUGAUCUGCCCCUUGGUGCAGUGAUGCAUGCAGGUGCCCAGCCCAUAAAUUCAUAAGUUUUCCCAUUCGUCACUGAUGAUGACCUUGAACUUACUCCUUUGUUUUUCUUUCCCUUAACAAAACAGCAUAUUGCAAAUAACAGGUUACAUUGACAAUAAUAUUGAUAGGGGUUUUUA
This is a messenger RNA of Petromyzon marinus (sea lamprey), 8027 nucleotides long. RefSeq lists its product as uncharacterized. Lineage: Eukaryota; Metazoa; Chordata; Hyperoartia; Petromyzontiformes; Petromyzontidae. Gene Ontology annotation, molecular function: actin filament binding. Gene Ontology annotation, cellular component: actin cytoskeleton; cytoplasm; postsynaptic density. Gene Ontology annotation, biological process: actin filament organization; neuron projection development; calcium-mediated signaling. The record is from RefSeq and is a predicted model, not a curated record.